Molecule: messenger RNA, 2489 nt
Organism: Annulohypoxylon maeteangense
Lineage: Eukaryota; Fungi; Ascomycota; Sordariomycetes; Xylariales; Hypoxylaceae
Product: SAC3/GANP/Nin1/mts3/eIF-3 p25 family-domain-containing protein
Exons: 3
Coding region: 280-1788 (502 amino acids)
Cellular component (GO): nucleus
Source: RefSeq, a predicted model, not a curated record
CUGACCGCCAAAAUUCCCGCGCUUCUCCCGUCUUUCCUCUUCCUAUUCACAAUAUCCAUCAUCCAUCCAUCCAACCAUCCAUCUUUUGUUUCCACCACAAAUUUCCAUCUCAAAAACUGUUCUGACGUGACUGCCUUUGUUCACAUAAUUCCGAGUCAACAAGGCGAUAACUACAGUUUUUUUCUAUAUCUCGCUUUUCUGAAGAGUCGUUUUUCGUACUAACCUUUUAAUUUCACUGAAGCCACACUCCGUACCGAACACAUAACCAUUUAGACGACAAUGUCUUGGGCAUCACAAGCGGCGCCUGGCGUCCAAACAACGCCAUACUCUUAUCCGCAAUCAAUCAAUACUGCGUAUACUGCAGUUCCGGUUCGUACCGGCUUUGAUCAACAAACAUAUACAGUCCAACCACAGUAUCCUUAUUCCGCCCCUGCUAAUCCCCCGCAACCAACAACUACCAUGGCUUCUCAAACGAACCAGCAACACCCUCAGCAACAGAAGUUCGACUGGCCAGAUUCCGUCCGCAGCUACGUGCAACGAUCCUUCCAGACGUGGAGCCAGGAUUCCGGUGUAUCCCGUGCCGAGAUGGAAGCCAAGCUUAAGCAGACUAUACGCUUCACUCAGGACAACGGAACGAUGUACACCGCGGAUUGGAACACUAUGCCCUUGCCUCAAGAUAUCAUUAAGUAUGAACGUCAAGAAGCGUUGAAGGCACCAGUCAUAGUAUCGGCAACAGCUACCCCAGCUGUUGCAAACCCCAAGAAGAGGAAAUCCUCGGAUCUUAGCGGACCUGAGCCUACAGUGCCGUGGCGCGAUGCUAAGGUACUUUCCCUCGAAGACCGAAUUACUAAACCCGCUAUGGACGGCCCCCUACCGGCUAAAAGUAAGUUUCAGAAAAAUGUUGAGAAGCGGCAGCGCCGCGGUGAUGGCGGUUACCAGUCUUCCUAUCGAUCUCCUAGCCCGCCGCCCCCUGCCGGACCCAUCGUUGGUCUCAACGAGAAUCUAGAAAAGAGAUAUCUUCGUCUGACUGCCGCCCCUAAAGCGACGGAUGUUCGCCCUGAACGCAUCCUACACCUAACGUUGGACUUACUUAAGAAGAAGUGGCGUAAGGACGGCAACUAUAACUAUAUUUGUGACCAGUUCAAGUCGCUUCGCCAGGAUCUGACCGUGCAGCGUGUCAGAAAUGAGUUUACCGUUUCCGUUUAUGAAAUCCAUGCUAGAAUUGCGUUAGAGAAGGGGGAUCUUGGUGAGUAUAAUCAGUGUCAGACCCAGCUACGUGCUCUCUACAAGGCUGGACUGAAGGGCAAUUCUACCGAGUUCAAGGCGUAUCGUAUCUUGUAUUUCAUCCACACAGCGAACCGAACGGCGUUGAAUGAUGCCAUUGCAGAUCUAACCACAGCAGAGAAAGAAGAGCGACCCAUCAAACACGCACUAGACGUACGUUCAGCGUUGGCUUUAGGCAACUACCACAAGUUCUUCCAGCUUUACAUGGACGUCCCCAAUAUGGGGGCAUAUCUGAUGGAUAUGUUCAUUAAACGUGAGCGACUUUCUGCACUUGCGACCAUGUGCAAAUCAUUUAAACAGGAUCUUAAGUUACGGUACAUUACUGAGGAGCUCGCGUUCGAGUCUGACGCUGAAGCUGCCCAAUUCAUUCUCGAUUACAACGGUGGAGAGUUCCUCCAAGAACGGACAGAGCAUAUUAUGUUUCUGACCGGAAAGGCUGGAACGCUCUUCGAGACGGCUCGGAGUGAAGCAUUCCGUAGGGUCGACCUUAAGGGCCAGAUUUGACCUAUCUCACCUCUUCUCUUCUCUUUUCGUAUCCCCUGCGUUUCUCUCCGACAUAACAUUCAUCAUUUCUGGCAUCUGUGACUGCAGCAAGUCACUUUGCAUCAUUCCUUCGUAGACACCCUUUGCAACAUUUCCGAACAACACCACUUCUUGAGUUUGACGAUAUGCGUACGAGAUAGAUGACUCUGGAUAUUGAAACUUGGCUCCGCCUGGGUUCGAAUCUGUGGUUCGACUAUUGAUAUCUCUUCGAGAUCGAUCUCUCGUGGUCUACUACGUCGGCUUUCGAAAGGCCCUUACAUUGACUUUACAUCACAGUAAACGGUAAUGGUACGCAUUGGCAUAGGUGGUUGGGGGCCGAGGGGGGAAGUUUCGGUGGGGAGUGGAGGGGUUCAUCUGAUUUCGAGGCUGGCGUUUGACACAGGGGCAAUGGGUGCUUACUGAGCACUGGUUGACCUCGGCAUCUUGGUGUCUAUCUAGCUGAAGUGUUUGGAGUUCGGCGUUUCUGGACCGAGUGGCCUAGUUGCUUUACCGAUACCCUGUUGUUCAUCAACCUAUUCUAUUAACUCGGAGUUUCAUGGAAGGGCUCGACAAAAAGGAUUGGUAGACACAACUAGAUAGUUAAGUCGAGAUAAAAGUUUCAUAGUUUCGACAGUCAGACAGCAUAGCUGAUGCCGAACAUAAUUCAUCUGCAGUCUUGAGUA